AUGAACUGGAUGCAGCGUGCUCGAGUCGGAAGGAGUGCGUUAGCGCAGAUGAAGCUGCUGUUCCUGGCUGCUGAAGUGACCAACUUCGUGUGCAAGCCUCUGGCGGAGGUGCUCCCGUCGACGCUGAAGAAGCAGAUGCUGCGCCAACUGUGCGAUCUUCUACUGGAACUAGGCCAUGCACGUCGUAACAAUGGCAUCAUGAAGGCCAUCGGUCUCGGUGGAUCGCUGCAAUAUGGAGUAGAGUUCCACGUCUCGUGCUUGGCGGCAGGUGUGUUUCUACGACUACAGACUCGGAAUGGCGCGCUGUUGCGAGUGGAUGAUCGGAUUCCAUUCAAGAUGACUCGCACGACGGAGAAACACUUGAAGUCACUCGAGACAAUGCUGCAGAGUAAAGACGCGUUCCAGCUGGGAAGACGAGCGGAUGCGCUAGUGGACUUUGCUCGAGAUUCGCGUCGAAGUCUUGCAGACCAGGACGAGUUCUUUGUUACACUCUUCUCGAGUAUGUAUCCAGCUCAAGGCUGGCUGCUAGCGAAAUGUUUGCCAUAA
This is a messenger RNA of Phytophthora nicotianae INRA-310, 546 nucleotides long. RefSeq lists its product as hypothetical. Gene Ontology annotation, biological process: autophagosome maturation. The coding region runs from base 1 to 546 and encodes 181 amino acids. Gene Ontology annotation, cellular component: cytoplasm. The record is from RefSeq and is a predicted model, not a curated record. The transcript has a single exon. NCBI's taxonomy places the organism in Eukaryota, Oomycota, Peronosporomycetes, Peronosporales, Peronosporaceae.